Messenger RNA from Kluyveromyces lactis, 1311 nucleotides. It is a transcript of the gene STE2, whose product is annotated as alpha-factor pheromone receptor STE2. The coding region runs from base 1 to 1311 and encodes 436 amino acids. Lineage: Eukaryota; Fungi; Ascomycota; Saccharomycetes; Saccharomycetales; Saccharomycetaceae. The transcript has a single exon. Gene Ontology annotation, biological process: G protein-coupled receptor signaling pathway. Gene Ontology annotation, molecular function: mating-type factor pheromone receptor activity; pheromone binding. Gene Ontology annotation, cellular component: membrane; G protein-coupled receptor homodimeric complex. The record is from RefSeq and is a predicted model, not a curated record.
AUGUCAGAAGAGAUACCCAGUUUGAACCCAUUGUUCUACAAUGAGACAUAUAAUCCAUUGCAGUCCGUCCUAACAUACAGUUCAAUUUACGGAGAUGGGACUGAAAUAACAUUUCAACAGCUACAAAAUCUUGUCCAUGAAAACAUCACCCAAGCAAUUAUUUUUGGAACAAGGAUCGGCGCUGCUGGAUUAGCGUUGAUUAUAAUGUGGAUGGUCUCUAAGAAUAGAAAGACGCCGAUAUUCAUAAUAAAUCAGAGUUCUUUGGUUCUUACAAUUGUUCAAUCUGCUUUAUAUCUAUCAUAUUUGUUGAGCAAUUUUGGAGGAGUUCCCUUUGCUCUAACUUUGUUCCCACAGAUGAUAGGCGACCGUGACAAACAUCUUUACGGUGCCGUGACUCUAAUUCAAUGUCUAUUGGUUGCGUGUAUUGAGGUCUCGUUAGUCUUUCAGGUAAGAGUCAUUUUCAAAGCAGAUAGAUAUAGGAAGAUAGGAAUCAUUUUGACUGGCGUCUCCGCUAGUUUUGGUGCUGCAACUGUAGCCAUGUGGAUGAUUACUGCAAUAAAAUCUAUUAUUGUAGUGUAUGAUAGUCCAUUGAACAAAGUUGACACAUAUUAUUACAACAUAGCAGUUAUUUUACUUGCAUGUUCAAUAAAUUUCAUCACUCUUCUUCUAUCAGUGAAACUUUUCCUGGCUUUCAGAGCUAGGAGACAUUUAGGUUUGAAACAAUUUGACUCAUUUCACAUUCUACUCAUCAUGUCUACUCAGACAUUAAUAGGUCCAUCGGUUUUGUAUAUUCUCGCCUACGCGCUGAACAAUAAAGGAGUUAAGUCGUUGACUUCUAUUGCUACAUUGCUUGUAGUUCUUUCCCUACCUUUGACAUCUAUCUGGGCUGCUGCUGCAAAUGAUGCACCAAGUGCCAGUACUUUCUAUCGCCAAUUCAACCCUUACUCUGCACAAAAUCGUGAUGAUUCAUCAUCCUACUCUUAUGGUAAAGCCUUUAGUGACAAAUACUCUUUCAGUAACUCACCACAAACUUCGGAUGGUUGUAGUUCAAAGGAACUUGAACUAUCUACACAGUUGGAGAUGGAUUUAGAGUCUGGCGAAUCUUUUAUGGAUAGAGCAAAAAGGUCCGAUUUUGUUUCUUCUCCAGGAUCAACAGAUGCAACAGUGAUUAAACAAUUGAAAGCUUCCAACAUCUAUACCUCAGAAACAGAUGCUGAUGAAGAGGCAAGGGCAUUUUGGGUGAAUGCAAUUCAUGAAAACAAAGAUGACGGUUUAAUGCAAUCGAAAACCGUAUUCAAAGAAUUAAGAUAA